CCACGCCCUCCCCUUACAUUCAUACAUCCUGGGAUGCAGCCGCAUCCCGGCUCACACAAACCCCCGAGCAUCAGCAUCAGCAUCAGCAGCAGAUCGGUCGCUGCGCGCUGAGAGGCAAAGCUGUCUUGGCUGAAGAAGGACGGCUCUGAUUCCAGGAGGAAGAGCGGGAAGGAGAGGAAGACUCCCGCCGCUCUGCCGGUGUCAACUCAGGCCGAAGCUUCAUGUGAGAUGCGUUUAACUGAUGAGCAGAAAUCACCAGAAGAAGAAAUGAGCUUCGGUGCCGCGUGCAUUUUCCUGCGAGGAGGCAAAAACAUUACAAGAGAGCUGGCUGAAGAUGAAAUUGAUGAGCUGCGAGAUGCGUUCAACGAGUUCGACAAAGACAAGGAUGGGCUGAUCAGCUGCAAGGAUCUGGGGAACCUGAUGAGGACGAUGGGCUACAUGCCCACCGAGAUGGAGCUGAUCGAACUCAGCCAGAACAUCAACAUGAACCUUGGGGGCAGCGUCGACUUCGAGGACUUUGUAGAGCUGAUGGCGCCGAAGCUCCUGGCAGAGACGGCUGGGAUGAUCGGCGUAAAGGAGCUCAAAGACGCCUUUAAAGAGUUCGACAUGGACGGAGACGGAGAGAUCACCACGGAGGAGCUGCGGGCGGCCAUGAACAAGCUGAUGGGCGAGCACAUGAGUCGCAGAGAGAUCGACGCCAUAGUGAAAGAGGCAGAUGAUAACGGAGAUGGGACGGUAGAUUUUGAAGAGUUUGUCAGAAUGAUGUCCGGCCAGUGAGGGAUCACCGAUCACGCCGUGAGAGAACAACUAGUCGCACCUUUACGAUGAUCCUGCACCUACGGCGUCUUUCUCUGAAGCUCUCCAUCAACCUGACUUUUCACAACCUUCAGGACAAACAAGAGGAAAAAGCUACGGCUAAUUCAGCGCUGAGAGUAAAACCAUACCGACCUUUUCUCAAAGAGGAUUCUAUGCAAACUAAUAUGCAAACGUUGACAAAUGAAUGAAUGUAGCAGAAUUGAACAGCAGAAAACAUUCAGUUUUAUAUGUAUACUGUAAGUCAUUUCAAAUUGGUUUGAUGAAAAGAUUAUUUUGGAAAUAAAGACAUUACUAAUAAAAAAAAAAAUUCUU
Molecule: messenger RNA, 1128 nt
Organism: Fundulus heteroclitus (mummichog)
Lineage: Eukaryota; Metazoa; Chordata; Actinopteri; Cyprinodontiformes; Fundulidae
Gene: cabp5a
Product: calcium binding protein 5a
Exons: 7
Coding region: 229-777 (182 amino acids)
Molecular function (GO): calcium ion binding
Source: RefSeq, a predicted model, not a curated record